This is a messenger RNA of Sinocyclocheilus rhinocerous, 712 nucleotides long. RefSeq lists its product as uncharacterized. The coding region runs from base 17 to 712 and encodes 231 amino acids. The record is from RefSeq and is a predicted model, not a curated record. The transcript has 3 exons. Lineage: Eukaryota; Metazoa; Chordata; Actinopteri; Cypriniformes; Cyprinidae.
UCUCACACUCGCUGUAAUGGAGUUGUUCAUCUUCAUAGUGUUUCAGCUCCUGAUGGAGGUUCAGUCUUACAAAUCUCCUACUGUAAAAGUAUCUCCAGAUGUCAUAAGAGAGUCCAGCUCAGUGAAGAUCAGCUGUGAGACUCCAGCAGAUGUUAGAGUGAAUCAGUGUUAUUUCAUCACAAACAGAGAAGAGAAGAAUCUAAAAGUCAGUUCAUCAUGUGAGCUCGAGCUCACUGGUGCUGAAGUGCUCAGAUGGGCAGGUGUAAAAUCACCUGUAUCAAUCUACAUUAACUGCUUCUACACAAUAAAUGAACGAGGCAUCAAUAAACCAACAUUUCAUUCUCCUCCCGCCACAGUGACGGUUCUAGAUGCACUUCAGAAACCCUUCAUCAGUGUUAGUGAUGAUGAUGUCCAGCUCUUUAUAUCAUGUGAAAUACCACUUUCAGUCAGAGCUGAUUUCAACUGUAGUCUCUACACUGAGGACGAUGUUCUUCUGUAUCAACAUGUCUCUCAGUGGAGUCAGUCUGGAAAGAAUCUUUGUAUGUUUUAUGUAAGUCGUAGUGAACUCUUCACACGAUCAGUGAACAGCAGACAGCUGAUCUGUGUUUAUUCACUCAAGACUGAACCUGAGAUCAGAUCACCACACAGUGACACAUACACCAUCAGAGGUGAGUUGUUACCACUGGUAUCAGUUUUAAUUAAAUGGGCAUAA